This is a messenger RNA of Seminavis robusta, 2952 nucleotides long. The record is from the annotation of a GenBank genome assembly. Lineage: Eukaryota; Bacillariophyta; Bacillariophyceae; Naviculales; Naviculaceae.
AUGGCUAGUAGACACCCACCAGUCAACCCAUAUGCGGGGAAGCGCUCUACCGCUCCACAAACUGAAGCAAUGGGACGCCAAAGUCAACAGAGAAAUUCUCAACAGAAAAGAAAGCACCAACUCGCAGCUGCCAACAACCCCAAUAAGAGGAAAGCGAAGAGAGGAGAACAGCCUGACCUUGAAGGAAACGCAGCCUUUGAUCCUAUACAAGACUGUAUUAUUUGCAAGGCAGUGGCAGCAGGAAGAAAGCCACCACACAGAGGUCACGACAAGAGGUGCCUGAAGAAUCGCGCAACCAAGGGUAGAGGAGACCUCCACGAGCAAACCUUAGCAAGUGAGAAGGAGGCAAAGAGGCUGCAGAAGUUGAUGAACACUGACCUGACAGAGGCGGAGAAAGGCAGUUGGCGUUACUCAACCAAGGAAGCUGGAGAAAAGUUCUUUGCUGCGCACACUUCCAGCUCUUCCAAGAAACCAACAAAGAAAAUUGCGAUGGUGGAAGAACUCUCACCACAAUACCUGUGCAAAGCUGUGACCACAAGGCUGGAGGACACAAUAUUCUGUGAGAAGCACAAGACCAAGUCAGCUCCACUUGCAAUGCUUGCGUUUGCUGGGGAAGUGGCAAAGAACAUCAUUGGUGGGAAAAAGAAAAAUGAUUAUCUUAUUCAACGCCACUUUGAUGGGCUUACCAUGACGGUGCCUUACUUUCGAGGUGAAAUGAGUCCACAGUACCAUUCAAUCGUUGGGCAGAAGCUGCUGUAUGUCGACUGGGAAAGGAUGGGAAUCCAAGUCCCUUGCCCUGAUGCGUCUUGCUCUGGAGAGUUACAAAAUCAGAGGUCACAGUUCUCAAAGAAUCAAACUCUGUUCCCCAUCUUCACGAUCGAUGGAUUACCUUCGUGGUGUAUUACCAUGAACAUGAAAUGCAGCUGCUGUAAAAGAACCUUCGAUUCGAACUCAGCUGAUGUUUUGGUGGCGAUUCCCACCCAUGCUUCCAACCUCUAUCCAGUCGAGACAAAGUAUGCCUCCACGGGAACCUAUCACCUCAGUCGAUCCACCACUCAAGUUUUCAGUUCGAUUAUGCUGACCUACGGAAAUGGGGAACUCUGCAGUAGGCUACUCUACGAUGCAAUCAAUCGAGAGUAUGUUCAAAAGGCCUCAUCCUACUAUUCGUUAUGUCAGCACAUCAAACAGAUAUCACCGGAUGUCACUCUUCAACCAUAUGUCCAGAAGGAUGGAACCUUUAUCAGACAGUUCCCACCACUGGGAGACACCAUCAGAGACCUCUUCGAUCAGGCUGCGUCCUCCAGCAAGAAUCCUUGGGGUAUCAGUGAUAAUGAGAGGCACACAAGAGAAAUUCAAAGUGUCAAGUGUGACGGUAUCUUCUCUCAGGAUCACACAUUCCAAGCGACCAAGAACUAUCAAAAGAGCCUUGGUGCUGAAGCGGUUUGGGAUGUUGCCACUUCGACUGGUGAAAUCGCCACUGCUGUUCUUGUCCCAACAACAAAAACAAAACACUUCUCCCAUGCAGCGAAACAGCUGACUGAAAGGGAAGGGUUCAAUCCGAAAGCGAUGUACUCGGAUACCUGGCCCAAUAAGCAAGACUUCUGGCACCGACUGUUUCCAGGUCUCGAAGGAAGACUCGGUCUGUUUCAUUUCGAAAAGAGAAUCAUCAGCACUUUGAGGAAAAACCACAUCGAUCAUGGGAAGGCAGUGUCUGGUCUGUUGUCAUGCCUUUAUUCAUACGUACCCGAGGACUAUGAAAAGGUUCUCAAAGCACUACGAAAUGGAUCACUCUCUGCGACUGGUCGGAAGUAUUCCAACAACGACAUUGCUCACAUGAAAUCCACUGGCGUCUUCCGACGACGAUAUGGGAAGUAUCUUCGUAAGCAGAUGAAAUCUCCUGAAACAAUAAGGGAAAGACUGGAUGACUGGUUUGUUAGAUACAAGGUCACAGCUUCUACUGGAAGCAGACCGGCUGAAGGUCGGCUGGACCCGUACAAGGGCUAUACUCUUUUCACAGCUGAAACAAAAACAGCUGUUGAGAACUGUAAGGAGAAGGCUGUUCAUUUGGUUGAUCCAGUGCCAUUAGAAGAGAUGUACGAUGCAAUCUUACCAUCUCCCAAUUCGAACCAUGGUCUCACAGAGUAUCUCUCACGUCGCGGAGAGUCAAAGCUGGAAGCGUUUCAUGAUCGACUGGCAAACUUUGCCAAUGGCGGAAUGCGUCGCUCGCUCUGUGACAACCUAUCCCUCUGUGGCACGGCGAGGUACAAUCUGGGGAUCAGACACAAGCGAGCAUUGAUUAAGGCACAGCCAGAGGAGAGGAAGAACAUACCAUCAGGAUGGGACCGCGUUGUUGCUUUUUGGAACCACACAGAACUCUGGUUUAUCAAUGACAUGGCCACUGCCGUAGGUUUGCCACUGCCAUUUCCAAAUGCAGAGAAAUUGAAAGAAGACAAUGGUGAGCGAUUCUUUUCAGAAUACAUGGCAACUGUCAAACCAAACAAGCAGUUAUAUGCAGCAGAUUUCUGUUUGUGUGAUGUGUGCGUCAAGGUACCAUUUCGACAACCACAACAGCAAGAAACUCCAUCGGCAGAUUCAAAUUCAAACACAUCGGAUAAUUCAAACGGACAAACGGAUACCACCAUGGUAGAUGCAACAGUCGACAAUGUAAGUGAUCGCCGUCCUCGCCAACAGCAAGAAGCACCGGCACCUCCACCACCUGUAGCAGCAGCACCAGUGGCGCAAGGAGUGCCACUCGCACCAUGGCCAACACCGGCUGCCAUCAACCAAUUUUAUUGGAUUCAAAUGGCCCCAUUAACUCCUCCACCAGGCGGCUGCUGUGAGCCUUUCAAAGCAUGGCUACGGCGGACUGGUCGUAAGGGAGCACCGCCCCAUCUUCUCUGUUGUCCCUACAAGGACAUCGUAAAUGGGUAUACGUACAUUAACAACAGUUAG